UAAUUUUAACUAAUAUUAUAAAAGUUGUACUUCUUGAAUAAUUAUUUAAGAUCAAUAAAUACGAUGUAUGUCGACUUGUAUUAACCUGUCAAAUAAAUUUGUACUUAUGUAAUAAUUUUAUAAAUAUUUGUGAAUAGGUAAUUCUUCAUAAUGUUUCCAAGAAAUUCUUCUUUUCAACUGUCAUCUUUAACUAAAAAUAGUAUGAGAUGUUGUUAUCACUGUGCAAAGUUUAUAUCUUCUAAAGUUAAUGAACAACCUAAUGCAAAUCCUGGCCCAUGGAGUUUGUACUCAGAAAAAGUAAACAAUGGUGUCCUGAGUAAAGAUUCCCAUCAGGAAAUGGUAGUGCAACAUUUACAAGAAAUAUUCCAAGAAGUAUCAGUUUUUCACAGACCUGUUAUACAACCAAGAUUAGGAGAAUCCUUUUUUAGUAUAUUUCGAAAAAAAGAACCGCAAAAAAUAAUUGCACCAAAAGGGCUGUAUAUUUAUGGAAGUGUUGGUGGUGGAAAAACAAUGCUAAUGGAUCUGUUCUAUGAAACUGUUCCCAUAAAAGAAAAGUUGAGAGUCCAUUUUAAUUCUUUUAUGUUAAAUAUACAUGCAAGAAUACAUGAACUCAAAAUCAAAUCGGGUAAAGGAGCAAGUUCUUUUAGAGAUGAAGGAUCUAAACCAUUUGAUCCUAUUCCGCCCGUAGCUGCUGAUAUUACUCAAGAGUCUUGGCUGAUAUGUUUUGAUGAAUUUCAGGUUACAGACAUUGGAGAUGCUAUGAUUUUAAAAAGACUAUUUACACAACUGUUUGAUAAUGGAUGUGUUGUUAUAGCAACUAGUAAUAGGAAACCUGAUGAUUUGUAUAAAAAUGGACUGCAGAGAUCGAAUUUCUUGCCAUUUAUACCAAUUCUUAAAGCACAUUGUAAUGUAAUACAACUAGACUCUGGAAUUGAUUAUAGAAUAAGGGGAACUGGGAAUAAAUAUGGAAAGUAUUUUAUAAACAGUGAACUAACUGCACAUGAUAACAGUGUAGAUACUUUAUUUAAGUAUCUUGUAUCAAAAGAGACUGAUACUGUGCGGGUAAGAGUGAUUAAUAUACUGGGCAGAAAUGUAAAAUUUGCAAAAACAUGUGGACGAGUUCUGGAUUCAACCUUUGAAGAGUUAUGUGAUCGACCUCUUGGUGCUAGUGAUUACCUCAUUAUAUCGAAAACGUUCCAUACGGUGUUUAUAAGGGAAUUACCUCAAUUAUCAAUAGUAAAACAUAGAUCGCAAAUACGAAGAUUUAUAACACUUAUCGACACGUUAUAUGACAAUAGAGUUAGGGUUGUCAUUGCUGCUGACUGUGAUCCAAAGUCUCUUUUUAAUCUCGAUGAUGUUAAAGAUCAAUAUGGGGAUGCUGAUAGAGCACUAAUGGACGAUCUAAAAAUAACGAAAGACUCGGACGAUGCUAAGGCUGCAAUAUUUACUGGUGAAGAAGAAAUGUUUGCUUGUGAUCGAUGCCUCUCUAGGAUUAUGGAAAUGCAAACAGACGAAUAUUGGGAGAAGUGGGGGAAACACAUAAAUUAAAUUUGUUUGUGUAAAUUGAUAACUAAAUUUUUUAUCUAUUUUGAAUACUUGAAUAUAAAUUCUAAUUUUAAUUUAUUAGUCCUGACUGUUGUCAAUUAUUGUUUAUUAGUAUUACUGUUGUUUGAAUAGAUAAUUGAGAAAUUUACAAGCUUUUGAUGUACAUUUGAUGCUGCUUCAAUAUUAAUAUUUGAAAUUAUUUUGUUAUUUGGGAUUUCCACAAUAUAAAUUUAUAUAUCUGUAUUGUAUUCAUUGUUAUAUAUCUGUACUAUAAUAUAAAACCAAAAGUAACCUUAGUAGCUAUAGUUUGCGUUACUCGCAACGGGCAACUAAAUUUUAUCCAAAUAUAAUUGAAAGCAACAAUUACAAACUGCUGUAGUUACAAAUAUAUUAUGUUUUUUUUAAUAGGCAGUUUUCUCGGCCCCAUACUUUGUUUUUCCUCAUUAAUGUGGAAGUUUUUUUGUAUUACCUUUUGUACAAUAUUUACAUAGAUAAUAUUUAUUUUAAUACAAGUAACGAAACAAUUGAAUUUAAUAUGUAUUAUUCUUUGUAUCUGUAUACAUUAUUGCAACUAAUUUAGUGUCGUGUGAUAUAGAAUGAAGAAUAUGCUUAUUAAUUUAUUAAGUAUUCUAAUAAACCUAUAACAAUGUGGUAAUCCUUUUUUUAGUAUUUAUAAUAUUGUACAGUUAGACAAACAAUGAAAUACCCA
This is a messenger RNA of Nymphalis io (European peacock), 2254 nucleotides long. Its product is annotated as putative ATPase N2B. The coding region runs from base 151 to 1548 and encodes 465 amino acids. The transcript is spliced from 7 exons. Lineage: Eukaryota; Metazoa; Arthropoda; Insecta; Lepidoptera; Nymphalidae. Gene Ontology annotation, cellular component: cytoplasm; mitochondrion. Gene Ontology annotation, molecular function: ATP hydrolysis activity; ATP binding. The record is from RefSeq and is a predicted model, not a curated record.